This is a messenger RNA of Ipomoea nil (Japanese morning glory), 609 nucleotides long. RefSeq lists its product as uncharacterized. Gene Ontology annotation, molecular function: zinc ion binding. The transcript has a single exon. The record is from RefSeq and is a predicted model, not a curated record. The coding region runs from base 1 to 609 and encodes 202 amino acids. Lineage: Eukaryota; Viridiplantae; Streptophyta; Magnoliopsida; Solanales; Convolvulaceae.
AUGUUUGAGGUAACGCAUGAAAAAGCUACUCAAAAAACAGAAUGCAAUUGUAACAAAUUCAACAGAGUAGGAAUUUUAUGUAAGCAUGUGUUGGCCGUGUUCAAGAACGAAGGCGUGGAAGAAAUACCAGGAUGCUAUAAUGUUCCCCGUUGGACAAAGAAUGCGUGUGCACAGCCAAUGUACAAUGUUGUGUGGAAAGCAUGCAGUACUACGCAAGGUGGGAUUGAAUUGAGAACAAUUGCCAACCAACUUUGGAGUGAAUUUUACAACUACAUGGGUUUGGCUAAUGGAUGCCCAGACAAAAUGGAUGCAAUGCUAACAACAAUGCAUGAGCUUAAAGGGAGGUUACAAAGUGCCAGACAACAAACCAAAGCAAGCACCACCCCACAAACAGUGAUUGAAUCAAUACUCAGCGCUACUGCACCUGCUGAGAUCCAAAUCAAGCCACCCAGUGUAGCAAAGAACAAAGGAAGUGGGAAAAGACUAAAGAGCAACAAAGAGAAAGUAAGUGAAAAAAAUAAGAAAAAGGUGCGGACGUGCGCUACCUAUGACCGGCUGGGCCACGACAGUCAGAAUUGUCCAAACAGAAAAGACAUAUCAGACGAAUAA